AUGAGCUACGCCUACCCACGCAAUACAGGCGCUUCUUCCCUUCCUUCCUUUACGUCUGCUCCUUCUUCGAAAUCAACAUCUGAUCGGCCAUGGAAUGAUCUACCGAACGUGGCGAGCCAAUGGAUGGCGGAAGGGACCGCGGCCUUCCAAACAGCCAGAUCCCAAGCCCGACAUGAUAUUCGCGGGUUCGCGUCGCUGAUUUUCAGGCGCAUCUUCACUCUGGUCAAUGCCUUGAUCUUAUUAUGGCUUUUUACUUUAUGGCGGGGGGAGCGCACAGUCUUCCAAGAAAGCAUAGAUGCUUGCGCUUGGGAGAACUGGGAAAAAUGGCCGCAAGGUGCUACGCCGCACCGCGUCGCCUUUAUCGCCGACCCGCAACUUGUUGAUCCCCACACCUACCCUGGCCGUCCGUGGCCUCUCUCAACAUUGACCGUCGAGUACACAGACCAAUACCUUCGUCGGUCAUUUUCCUCCAUCCAGAAUGCGCUCAUUCCCGAUUCCGUAUUAUUCCUUGGCGACCUGUUUGAUGGAGGAAGGGAGUGGGCCACUAGUACAACUACCAGUCCAGAGGAGCGUUAUCAAAAAUAUAAAGAUUCCUUUUGGAAGAAGGAAUACGGGCGCUUUAUGAAGAUAUUCUUGGAUCCGUGGAUGAAUCAGAAUGAACUCCGUAUCGACGGUCGCGGUCGUCGGUUAAUCGCCAGCUUGCCUGGGAACCACGAUCUGGGAUUUGGACAUGGCAUCCAGGAACCCGUGCGGGACCGUUUCCAGGCGUAUUUCGGUCAGAGCAAUCGGGUGGAUGUUAUUGGAAACCAUACCUUCGUCUCGCUGGAUACUGUCUCGUUGAGCGCAAUGGAUCAAGUGGAUCCCCAAACUGGCAGCACCAGCUCCGUCGUCAACGAAGCUUACCCUGAUCCUAUUUGGAAGCAGACAAAUGAUUUUCUCAAUAAGAUGACAUACCAUCGAGGAAAGGCAGAAAUGGGUGAACUUCGGAUGAUGCAAAAUCGGUCCGAGGGUAUUCAAUUUGAUUAUCGCAUCGUGGAACCAGCCGAUUCAGCAAUCUACGGCAUUGACAAAGAUGAACCCGUCAAUCUCCCUACCAUCCUGCUCACUCACGUUCCCCUUUUUCGCAAGCCUGCCACUCCCUGCGGUCCACUUCGCGAGCGUUAUCCACCGUCCUCGGCAAGUGAGGAGUUAGAGGAAGAUGAGCCGAAUUCUCUCAGCAUUUCUGGUGGAUAUCAGUAUCAGAAUGUUCUGACACCAACCAUUUCAACUGAAGUGGUCACCAAGUCAGGACCCAACGUUGUCCAGGUCUACUCGGGUGAUGAUCAUGACUACUGCGAGCUGAUCCACCGAGAGUUCAAUGGUUCGCCUCGGGAAAUCACUGUCAAGAGUCUCUCUUGGGCCAUGGGUGUUCGGCAUCCAGGCUUCUUGAUGACCAGCCUAUGGAAUCCAAUUAAUCCAGAGACUGGUGAAUCAUUACAACAGGGCUCAGCACCGACGAUUCAAAACCAUCUAUGUAUCCUUCCCGACCAACUCGGUAUGUUCAUUCACUAUGGAUGUAUCUUGGGCUUGAGUCUCCUGGUCCUAUUCCUCAGGUCCUCCUUUCAUGCAUUUUUCCCCUCCGAACCAGCACUUUCAAACCAGAGCCCCGUCCUUCCCCUCUCCGAACGUCGUGGGGAUUCUUAUAAACACCAGUACCAAACUUCCGGUAUGUCCAGUUCUACAUUGGCUCCAAACGGCCUGGCUAGCCGUGUCGGUAUUACUGCUUUCCCCCGCUACCCAGCCACCAAAGCUUCUCAUGAUGCUUAUCGGAACCUAGAUCAAGAUGACCUAGUAACCACCACUUCGAAAGACAAAGGAGGUUACCGCCCAGUACGUGCUCGCGGAUUUCGUCAAAAAUCGAACUCAAUGGGCCGCGAAUUUGUGCACUCGGUGCGAGUGGUCGCUCAGGUCGUUUUACCGGUGUAUUUCUUUUUGAUCUGGCGCUGGUAG
Messenger RNA from Penicillium malachiteum, 1989 nucleotides. Its product is annotated as putative manganese ion homeostasis (Fr). Gene Ontology annotation, molecular function: hydrolase activity. Lineage: Eukaryota; Fungi; Ascomycota; Eurotiomycetes; Eurotiales; Aspergillaceae. The transcript has 2 exons. Gene Ontology annotation, biological process: GPI anchor biosynthetic process. Gene Ontology annotation, cellular component: endoplasmic reticulum. The coding region runs from base 1 to 1989 and encodes 662 amino acids. The record is from RefSeq and is a predicted model, not a curated record.